AUGCCACAAAUUCUACCUCUCCCGCAAUCGACCGCAGACCCUUCUCCAGCAGAUACUCCAUUUGAGGAGUGGCCGCUCUCAGAAUUUGGCGAGUCGACCGAGAACAGUCCUCCGGGAUUCUGGGUAGCUGUUUACUCUUCUCUUGAACUUGCCCUGGUCGAAUGCCGAUUUGGCCUUGCGCGCAGUUGCGGACAUGACACGUGCAAUGAUUGCAUCUCGGUAGGCUCACUCGAGGAGUCCGUGGUCGUCUGGGUCCGCACUCCGCAGGCGUUUGGAGUCGACCUCAUCCUGGAGGUCCUCAGCGAGGGUUCGCUUGUCGCAAUGUCGGCCUGGGACUGGAACUUGUGA
Molecule: messenger RNA, 348 nt
Organism: Penicillium cosmopolitanum
Lineage: Eukaryota; Fungi; Ascomycota; Eurotiomycetes; Eurotiales; Aspergillaceae
Exons: 1
Coding region: 1-348 (115 amino acids)
Source: RefSeq, a predicted model, not a curated record